Ilyonectria robusta is the source of this 600-nucleotide messenger RNA. RefSeq lists its product as uncharacterized. The transcript has a single exon. NCBI's taxonomy places the organism in Eukaryota, Fungi, Ascomycota, Sordariomycetes, Hypocreales, Nectriaceae. Bases 1 to 600 code for a protein of 199 amino acids. The record is from RefSeq and is a predicted model, not a curated record.
AUGCCUACCAUGCUUGGACUUACCACCGACCAGUCCCCACACGGACUCAACAGUCGGGACGGUAACGGCAACAUGGAACUCGCCUCCAGCGGCAAGGCCAGCCUGACGCCUGGACUGAAGUCGGACUUCUUCACUAAGGGCGCCCCAAAGCACGAAGAGGAAGACAGCGACGACGAUGACGAACCACCCCUCAAUACCAUCAAGGGCCGCAACCACGCCGCCGCCAAGGAGAUGGAGACGCUGCUCUGGCGCGCCCUCUGCGACAAGCCCAAGAGCGCUCUCCUGUAUAUGGGCAAGGAUGCCAUUGUCUCGAACCGCUUUCUCUUCGAUGACCCGACGCCACGCACCAAGGACUCGGACCCGCCUCUCGAAGAGGAACUCAAGCACUGCAACGAGUGGCUGGCGUACAAGAUGCACGAUCCUCAAGUUGUCGAAAUCGACUUGAUGGCCGUUGCAAUAGCUUACCGCGUGACCCUGUUCCGACAAGUCAAGAAGGGGAAGGGGAAGUCCGGUAUGCAGACAGUGGAGGCGACCGUGUCGAGUUCCUGGAGACAGGUUGCAAGUGGAGACUGGGAGUUGUGCAGCAUGUUUGCUGCGUAG